AUCCAAAUAUUUAAAGAUCAGAACAAUACGAAUGUCCACGAUUAAAAUAAUUAGGUACAUCUCCGGGAGUUGAUAGUUUUACCUUAACAAGCUGAUUGGGAAAUAACGUUAGAAAUGAAAUUCCUCAACGUCACUGACAAUCAACGUGUUAAGCUGAAAUCGGACAGAGGAAUUAGGACAGAGAUGCACGCAACGUAUGCGCAUUUUCUUCAGGGUCUCAUGAGGCUAACGGACAUGUCCUUCGCGAUGUUGUACGUCGGAUGGCUCAAUUACCUCAUGAUCACCGUGUUACCCGUGACGAUCUUGUGCGCGAUCCUGCUAUCGCCCGUGUUCGCGACCACAAACGUAUUAGUCAGCGCGAUCUUCGUCGCGAUGUAUAACGUCCUCGCAGUGCUCUUCAUGUUCACUAUCGGCACAUUCUUCAAUCGCUCUACGAAGGCAGUGCUCACGUCGAUCCUGUUCUGGAUUUUCCUCGCGCAUUUCACCCUCGUCCUCGAUCAGUCCCUCGCCGGGGCGCCCCACGUCUGGAGGAUCGGUUCGUUGCUAUUGCCGCACAGUGGCUUGCUGUACGGACUGGUGGCCUUCACAUCGCGUACGGUUCCGGACGGUUACGGGAAUGAAGAUCUGAGAAAUAUCCUCGGAGAAAUGAGACCACGCGAUCACUCCGCCGGUCCCGCUUCAAACUUGUGGCCGCGAUGGCUCGUCGAACUGAUAACACUUCGCGACACUCACGCUAUCGUACACGCGAAAGAAAAGAUCUCCAUCGGCGCGAUCCUGUUCGCGUGGAUCUUACACAUUGCUUUCUGGUAUCUGGCGGCGGUGUACUUGGACAACGUUAACCCGGGAAAAUUCGGUAGUGCGAAAUCUUGGUAUUACUUGUGCAAGAAACCGACUCGCGACGAGGACGGGGAAGUGAGAUAUCGAGGAUCGACUAAUUGGUCGGCGGUGGAGCAUAUCCCGUCGUAUAUAACGCCGUCUAUUCGGGUAAGAUGCGUCAGCAGAAGAUUCGGCAGGACUGGCGAUUAUGUUACCGCCGUGGACGACGUGACGAUCGAUUUUUACCGUUACGAGUUCAGCGUCAUCCUCGGUCACAACGGUGCCGGCAAGAGCUGUUUAUUAAAGAUGAUUAUAGGAAUGUACAAGCCGACUCACGGUCGCGUCUACUUGGAGAGCAGGAACGACAAUGACAACGGAAGUGUUCCGAUCGGUUAUUGCCCGCAGGAGAAUAUAUUGGUGAAUUAUAUGACGACGGUGCAGCAUCUUUAUAUGUUCGGAAUGAUGAAAGGGAUGCCGUACGAGGAGGCCUAUAGAGAAUCGUUGAAACUACUGAAGCAACUCAGUUUAGAAUCCGUUAAAGAUUCGAAGGUGAAACAUUGCUCCUUUGGUACGCAGAGGAGAAUUUGUUUAGCAAUGGCGCUUAUCGGCAAUACUGAGAUUCUGGUCCUCGAUGAACCUACAUACGGAAUCGACCUCGAACACAGAAGACAAAUGUGGGACUUGCUUUCAGAUAUUAAAAGAAAGAAAACAAUAUUAAUGGCAACGAAUUCCAUGGAAGCCGCUGAUUUCCUCGCGGACAGGAUCGCGAUUAUCGCAAAUGGAAGGAUCGAGUGUUACGGCUCGAAGAUGUAUCUAAAUCGUCGAUAUGGAAUCGGUUACGUUUUGAGCCUGUUGAUGCAAGAGGGUGCAGAUGUGGGACGACUUCGUGCGGAAAUACAGAGUUUCUCGGCGGAUCCGAUCACUCUGCGGAGUGUGAUGGGUUUGGUAGUGAGAUUCGAUGUGCCGCGGAACAGUCGCUUCACUAAGUUGCUCCAACGUCUGGAAUCGAGAAAAGAGGAACUGGGGAUCGUGUCGAUUACGUUGAGCAUCGCGAGCAUCGAGAGUCAAUUACUCAGGAUAGGUUUGUCGAGUCAAUUCAAGGAGCGCUGCGUGCAACUACCCGACGACAAGUACGAGCUUAUCGUGCGAAAGAGACGGCGGGACUUAUUACGGACAUCUAAAACAUGGGAGCGAUUAACAGGCAAAGCUUUACGGCGGCAGCAAGUUCUCGUGAUGUUCUAUAAGAAAUUGCUGCAUAUCGCUUCGUCCUGGAGAAUAUACGUGUAUUCGAUGACACUGGCAAUCGUUACUCUGACCCUGACCACAAUGAUCAGCGAGUUGAGCAGUUUCGUGCCUUUCGAUAUGACCGAGAGAGUUAUGAAUCUGACGAAUUACGUACACACCAAUGACCUCCACGUGCUUUAUUACGCGGCCGCCGACAAAUCCUCGAGAGACUUCCUGGUCGCGUUGUACACCACUGGUCAGUCGUACAGCGAUAGGCACAAUUAUCACGUGUCCAAAAACACCACCGCCACGGACCUCAUGAUUCAUCCCGACUUGCACUCGAUAGAGGUAUAUCGUAGAGACUUUACAUUCUCCGCAAUUUUACGUCAAGCUUCAGCGAAUGUUUCGUGUGAUAGUUCAGAGAUCGUUACGUGAUGUCAAUCGACGUGCACUCAAACGGACGCGUUCAACUCAUGUACUCGCCCAUCGCAGUGCACAGCGGGCCGAUCGCGUUAAAUCUAUUGCACAACGCGUUAUUGCGUUAUCACACCCGGUCGGAAGAUCGCGCGAUCAAAUUGACCAGUCGGCCAUUGGUGAAUCGGGGACAGGUAAUAAUUCUGUCGUUAAUUGACUGACGAAACUAUUAAAUAAAUUAACAUCUACGCGCCUUGUAUUAUCGGAAAAUUUUAUACUCUUUCGCGCUAUUAGACUAAAUUAUCACGCUCAAAUAUCUAGUAACUGCCUCCUACUGAAUAUUUUUUUUUCCUGAUUGAGUAAACUGAUUUCACAAGUACUGGCUAUUUUUAAGCUUAACGUAGCUAACCAAGCACGAACAGUAAUCUUAUAUGACAUUUUUAAAUACGCGAAAGUUUAAAAAAUUAUUUAGCUUAUUUAGUAAGGUAAGCAAAAAUUCGUUAAAGGAGAUUAAAAUAUUCUUUUCUCAUUUGCCUUAAUCUAGAUUCUUAUAUUUAUUUGUUUGUUCAAUAUUUGAAUUAUUUUCUAAAUAUACACACAUUAAUCAGUACAUUAGAAUGCUAAGGACUGAAAUAACCUUCUCACACAGCGGCAACACUUGAUGGUCAGUCCGCGGAGUAUAAAAAUUUGGGAGAACGCGGCGAUAGCAAUAACCCUGUUUCUCCUUCUACCCUCGAUUGACAUGGGCAUACGAGAGCUGAACACACUUUCGAAAGUACUACAAACCAACGCGAUCGGGAUGUCCACUCGGAUCUAUUGGAUCCCGAUGUACAUCGUCGAUUUCCUAUUGUACGCGUUGUCUGUAAUCGGAAUCGGAAUCGCAACUGUAAUUGCUUACCAACGAACGUUGCGCUUUUCGGUUGUAGAAAUUGGUAAGAAUUUUCAGAUAUAUUGACUGCAUUCAGUAGA
Molecule: messenger RNA, 3423 nt
Organism: Odontomachus brunneus
Lineage: Eukaryota; Metazoa; Arthropoda; Insecta; Hymenoptera; Formicidae
Product: ATP-binding cassette sub-family A member 3-like
Exons: 14
Coding region: 115-2475 (786 amino acids)
Biological process (GO): lipid transport; transmembrane transport
Cellular component (GO): intracellular membrane-bounded organelle; membrane
Molecular function (GO): ATP binding; ATP hydrolysis activity; lipid carrier activity
Source: RefSeq, a predicted model, not a curated record